Messenger RNA from Cheilinus undulatus (humphead wrasse), 2207 nucleotides. It is a transcript of the gene alg10, whose product is annotated as ALG10 alpha-1,2-mannosyltransferase. The transcript has 3 exons. Gene Ontology annotation, molecular function: dolichyl pyrophosphate Glc2Man9GlcNAc2 alpha-1,2-glucosyltransferase activity. Gene Ontology annotation, cellular component: endoplasmic reticulum. Bases 175 to 1599 code for a protein of 474 amino acids. NCBI's taxonomy places the organism in Eukaryota, Metazoa, Chordata, Actinopteri, Labriformes, Labridae. The record is from RefSeq and is a predicted model, not a curated record. Gene Ontology annotation, biological process: protein N-linked glycosylation; dolichol-linked oligosaccharide biosynthetic process.
UCUUCCGCUAACAACAACAGGAGCAGGCUGCUGCUGUGUGAAGGCUAUGGCGGUGAAACCUCUGUCUGCAUGAACGUUAGCUCCAUAGCGGGUUAUUACCGGCAGCACUGUUGUUAUGGUAACUCCCCUAUAGUGACAGUUAAACCGCAUUAGCUUUAUCCGCUCACUGAGAACAUGGAGAAAUUUGAAGGCUACGUCUUCACGGCUCUCUGCAGCACCAACUUUCUCAUUUCCUGCCUCCUGUUCUCUAAAGUCACUCGGGAGCAGAGGGAGCCGUACAUGGAUGAGGUUUUCCAUGUCCCACAGGCUCAGAAGUACUGCCAUGGAAGAUUCAACGAGUGGGACCCCAUGAUCACCACGCUCCCAGGCCUGUACCUGGUCUCUGUGGGGGUCAUCAAGCCUGUGGUGUGGCUGGCUGACCUGACAGGUGAGGUGGUGUGCUCCACUGCCAUGCUGCGCUUCGUCAACUUGCUGUUCAACUGCGGCAACCUUUACCUGCUUUACCUGCUCAUCUGCAAACUCCACCUGAGGGAGAAGGCACGGACAACCUCACGCAGAGUUCUCUCUGCCCUGUCUCUGUCCACCUUCCCUGUGCUCUAUUUCUUCAACUUCCUUUACUACACGGAUGCCGGAUCCACCUUUUUCAUCCUCUUCACCUACCUCAUGACACUCUACAACUGCCACAAGGCUUCGGCGCUCCUCGGGGUCUGCUCGGUGCUCUUUCGCCAGACCAACAUCAUCUGGGUUGCGUUCUGCGCAGGCACAUUGGUGGCAGCCAAGAUGGAUGAAGUUUGGAGAGUGGAGCACACAAAGAAGAGGGAUGAGAAAUGUCCUCCCUCCCAGGUUCCCCUGUCCUUCAGUGGAGUUAAGAAAGUGGUUCUGUUCACGCUGGAGUUCUUCACCACACCGGGCCACAUGAAGGCGGUGCUGCUGGUGGCGUGGCCUUAUGUGGCGGUUGGCUUGGGUUUCCUUGGGUUUGUGGUGCUGAAUGAUGGGAUAGUGGUUGGUGACAGGACGAGCCAUGAAGCCUGCCUGAACUUUCCCCAACUCUUCUAUUUCUUCUCAUUUGCCCUCUUCUUCUCCCACCCUGUCUCGCUGUGUUACUAUCGUGUUCUUCGCUUUUUCCAGGCUUUGAAAAAGCAGCCUUUAUUCUUCCUCUUCAUCACUGGUGUCUCCUUGUUCUUGGUUUGGAAGUUCACUUUUGUCCACAAGUAUCUGCUAGCAGACAACCGCCAUUUCCCCUUCUAUGUGUGGAAAAGGCUUUUCCAGAGACAUGAGCUUGUGCGCUUCCUCCUCGUCCCUGCCUAUGUGUUUGCCGGCUGGAAUUUUCUCGACUCCUUCAAGUCGCGCUCAUUGUUUUGGAACUUGGCAUUCCUGGCGUGCCUGCUGGCCGCCACAGUGCCCCAGAAGCUGCUGGAGUUCAGGUACUUCAUCAUCCCUUACCUGAUGUACCGCCUACACAUGCCUCUGCCCUCUCUCCUCAGACUUGUGGGGGAGUUUCUUCUGUACACUGCAGUAAAUUCUGCCACACUUUACAUCUUCAUCAGUAAGACUUUCCAGUGGCCAGACAGCACAGCCACUCAGCGCUUCAUGUGGUGAACAACGAGACUUUAAAAAAACAGAUUUGAGCUUGUAUAGCACUUUUCUAGAUGACUCAAAGCGCUUUUACACCACACUUAUCCAUUCACACGCUGUUGGCAGAGGUUGCUAUGGUGAUUAGCCAUCAGUGUUCAAACCCAUCUAUACCCAUUUACACGGAGCCGUGGGAGAACCCUGAAGUUACGAGUCUUGCCCAAGGACACAUCGACAUGUGACCGCCGGACCUGGAGAUCAAACCCACGACCUUCAGACUGCAGGACCACCCACUACUGUUGUUUUCAGUGUCUACACACCUGAAGCAGGACUGCAUAUUUACUGUGAAAUAGUUUACAACUACAUGAUAAAAAACAACAAAGUUUAUAGAAAGAAAUCUUUUGUAAAUAAGCAGCUUUGUCUCAGACAACUCACUGAUACUAUCAGACCAUGAGAGCAGAAAUACAACAAUAAAUAUAUUUUGGUAAGAAUUCGUUGUAUAUAUUUUUCUACUGAACACAAAAUUUUGUUUUAAACCAGUGAUACUCAACAUGUGGCUCUUUCAUGUCUUCAUUUUAAAUAUUAUUCCUCCAAAAACCUUAAAAAUUGGAACUUUUUUGCCCCUUUAUACCCAU